AUGGCCUCUCUACGAAAACCUCGCCGCAGUCCUUCUCGCUGGAGAAAGUCGAGGAACCCAGCGGCCACCGCGCCUCGCGGGGACGAACGCGCCCUCGCAUUUUCCACACGCACGACGAAGCCGCCGUUUCUCGUUGUCGCCGUUUCCCGUGGCACGUCGGCGCAGGUCCUCGUCCGCGUCUCUGAAGUCCAGCUCCAGCUCCAGCGGCGCUGA
Messenger RNA from Cordyceps fumosorosea ARSEF 2679, 213 nucleotides. RefSeq lists its product as hypothetical. NCBI's taxonomy places the organism in Eukaryota, Fungi, Ascomycota, Sordariomycetes, Hypocreales, Cordycipitaceae. The transcript is spliced from 2 exons. Bases 1 to 213 code for a protein of 70 amino acids. The record is from RefSeq and is a predicted model, not a curated record.